AUGAACGGAGUCGUGCGACUGCGCGGGAACUCCCGAGAAUGCUCGAGCAGUAGCGAGCGGCCGCUGGCAAUAUCCCGCCCCUCGCGCCUGCUCCCCGCGCGCGUCUGUAGCGAGCUCGCGAGCGAGUAUUCGUUCGCAUUCAUUCCUUGCAGUGCGGCGAAUACAGAAGUGAUGGAAAUGGAUGAAGAAAAGCUUAUUUAUUUAGUCCAAAUGUACGACUGCCUAUACAAUAUAAAAUCAAGACAUUACAGCGAUAAAAACAUAAAAAAUAACGCUUGGCAGAAAGAAGAGCGGCCCGUGAAUUCAUCGCGGGCGGGCUCGAAAAGGCGCGCGGAGUCCCGCGACUUCGCGAGCAUUCCAGCGAAUUCUCGAGCAGUCGCGGGAAUCCGCGCGCGUUCUGUACUGAGCGGGUCGCUGCGCUUCGCUGCCCUUCGCCGCGCUUUUGGUGUGAAUUGA
This is a messenger RNA of Spodoptera exigua (beet armyworm), 456 nucleotides long. NCBI's taxonomy places the organism in Eukaryota, Metazoa, Arthropoda, Insecta, Lepidoptera, Noctuidae. The record is from the annotation of a GenBank genome assembly.